AUUUCUGCAUUGAAUAGCUAUCUUUAUUUUAAACAAUGAAACAAUUCAUACGAAUUAUUUUUCUCGGACUUGUGGUUCGUCUUGGAAUUGCUGCUGAUCAAGCAUUCACUCCUGACAAAUUUGUUUGCUAUUGGAAUUCUAGUUCUUUUACACGAUCUGGCCCAGCAAAAGUAAAUGUAAUGGACUUGAAACCAGCAUUGAGUCUUUGCACUCAUUUAAUCUAUAAUUCUGCCGGAAUUAAUUCUAGAAAUUAUGAAGUAGUUUCUUUAAAACCUAAAAUUGAAACAGACUCUAGUCGAGGUCUGUAUAGAGAUAUUGUUGAUUUGAAAAAAUGUUUCCCUACUCUAAAAGUUUACUUGGGUAUUGGUGGAGGUGUUGACCCUGAUUCGAAUUAUGAAAAAUAUUUAACAGUGGUUGAAAAGUCUCAAACAAGAAAUAACUUCAUCACCUCAGUUAUUAAGUUUGUAACAGACUUUAAUUUUGAUGGUGUUGAUCUUGCUUGGCAAUUCCCGCCUGUUGAUUCUAAAAAGUCAGAAAACUCUCUUACAUCGUCUCUUGUAAAUUAUGCUAAAAGUUGGAUAGGACGUGGUGCUUUUAAAGAUGAAAAAGUAGCAGAACAUCGAAAAGGUUUUUCUAAUUUGGUUUGGGAUCUUAACUCUCUGUUGAAACAAAAAAAUAAGGCACUGACACUCACAGUUUUGCCACAUGUCAACGUUACUGCGUAUUACGACCCAAAGAUUUUAGCACAAAGUCUUGAUGCUAUUCAUUUAAUGGCUUUUGAUAAAGCUACUCCUGACAUAAACCCUGAAACCGCUGAUUACCCGGCACCAAUUUAUAGUAGAGAUAAUUUCAAAACACAAAGUAUUCAUAAUGACGUAAGUUACUGGACCAAUCAAAAAACUCCCAACGAAAAAAUUGUUAUUGGAAUUCCAACACAUGCUCGCACAUGGAAGCUGGGUAAAUCUGAUUCACAACGUAGUAGUGGAGUUCCACCAGUCGCUGCUAAUGGUCCAGGAGAUGAAGGUGUAGUUUCAUCUAUUCCUGGCUUUUUAUCAUAUGCUGAAGUAUGCAACCGUCUGAACGAUAAAUCCAGCUCGCUAAUUAAAAUUGAUGAUUAUUUAAAUAAUAAAAAUAGCUACGGAAGCUAUGCUUACCGACCAUAUAAUCCUAAAAGUCAAGAAGAUGGUAUAUGGAUCGGAUACGAAAGUUAUGUUUCAGCAGAAAACAAAGCCCUUUUUGCAAAAAAAAAUGGACUUGGAGGUGUUGCCAUUUGGGAUUUAUCGAACGAUGAUGUGCAUGGUACUUGUGAUGGAAAUCGAUUUCCAAUCACUAGUGCUGCUAAAUUUAAACUUGCUUGAAAGAAUGCAAUUCUUCAUAUAAAAAAAUUACUUACGUUGUAAAUUUAAUGGCUAAUAAACAGAAUUAUUAAGUAAAAAUGUUA
This is a messenger RNA of Chelonus insularis, 1441 nucleotides long. RefSeq names its product chitinase-like protein Idgf4. Gene Ontology annotation, cellular component: extracellular region. Gene Ontology annotation, biological process: carbohydrate metabolic process; chitin catabolic process. The transcript is spliced from 5 exons. Gene Ontology annotation, molecular function: chitin binding; chitinase activity. The record is from RefSeq and is a predicted model, not a curated record. Bases 36 to 1358 code for a protein of 440 amino acids. Lineage: Eukaryota; Metazoa; Arthropoda; Insecta; Hymenoptera; Braconidae.